AUGGCGGAAGUUCAGAUGGGUGAAACCGAGACGUUUGCGUUCCAGGCGGAGAUCAACCAGCUGUUGAGUUUGAUCAUCAACACAUUCUACAGCAACAAGGAGAUUUUCCUCCGGGAAUUGAUCAGCAACGCCUCCGAUGCUCUGGACAAGAUCCGGUUCGAGAGCUUAACCGACAAGAGCAAGCUGGACGCCCAGCCGGAGCUCUUCAUACGCCUCGUGCCGGACAAGGCCAACAAGACCCUGUCGAUCAUCGACAGCGGGAUCGGGAUGACCAAGGCCGAUCUGGUCAACAAUUUGGGAACGAUAGCGAGGUCCGGCACCAAGGAAUUCAUGGAGGCGCUGCAGGCCGGCGCUGACGUCAGCAUGAUCGGGCAGUUCGGCGUGGGGUUCUACUCUGCUUAUCUCGUCGCCGAGAAGGUCGUCGUGACGACGAAGCACAACGACGACGAGCAGUAUGUUUGGGAAUCGCAGGCCGGCGGAUCGUUCACCGUUACCAGGGAUGUUGAAGGUGAGCAACUCGGCCGGGGAACCAAGAUUACUCUGUAUCUCAAAGACGAUCAAUUGGAGUAUUUGGAGGAGAGGAGGAUUAAGGAUCUUGUGAAGAAGCAUUCGGAAUUCAUCAGUUAUCCGAUUUACUUGUGGACUGAGAAGACGACUGAGAAGGAGAUCAGUGAUGAUGAAGAAGAUGAGCCCAAGAAAGAGGAGGAAGGAGAUGUUGAGGAGAUUGAUGAGGAAAAGGAGGAUAAGAAGGACAAGAAGAAGAAGAAGAAGAUUAAGGAAGUCUCUCAUGAAUGGCAGCAAAUCAACAAGCAGAAGCCAAUCUGGAUUGUGGAUUCUCCAUGCUGUUUGGUCACCGGAGAGUAUGGAUGGACAGCAAACAUGGAAAGGAUCAUGAAAGCUCAGGCUCUGAGAGACACCAGCAUGAGUGCCUACAUGUCUAGCAAGAAAACCAUGGAGAUCAAUCCUGACAAUGGCAUAAUGGAGGAGCUGAGAAAGAGAGCUGAAGCUGACAAGAACGACAAGUCGGUGAAAGAUCUCGUGCUGCUGCUAUUUGAGACUGCCCUUUUGACAUCUGGUUUCAGUUUGGAUGAUCCCAACACAUUUGCAGCAAGGAUUCACAGGAUGUUGAAGUUAGGUCUAAGCAUCGAGGACGGUGAAGGCGGUGAAGAUGAGGAUAUGCCUGCACUGGAGGAAGAAAGCAACGAGGAGAGCAAGAUGGAGGAAGUUGAUUAA
This is a messenger RNA of Oldenlandia corymbosa var. corymbosa, 1233 nucleotides long. The record is from the annotation of a GenBank genome assembly. NCBI's taxonomy places the organism in Eukaryota, Viridiplantae, Streptophyta, Magnoliopsida, Gentianales, Rubiaceae.